AUGGAAUUAAAUCAAAUUUUUGAGAAGACAGUAAGCCAUCACAAGAAAGAUUUGGCAGAUCAGCUUGAUGAUGCACUUUGGGCUUAUAGAAUGGCUUACAAAAUAGCUAUUUGGGUAACACAUUACAGGCUGGUCUUUGGGAAAGCCUGUUGUUUGCCUGUUGAAUUGGAGCACAGAGCCUACUGGGCCAUUAAGCAGUUAAAUUUCGAUCCUCACCUAACUUACCAUAAGAGAAAGUUCCAAUUGAAUAAGUUUGAUGAAUGGAGAGCUAUGACAUUUGAGAAUUCUGUACAUUACAAGGAAAAGGUGAAAGAGUACCAUGACUGA
Messenger RNA from Dioscorea cayenensis subsp. rotundata (Guinea yam), 327 nucleotides. RefSeq lists its product as uncharacterized. NCBI's taxonomy places the organism in Eukaryota, Viridiplantae, Streptophyta, Magnoliopsida, Dioscoreales, Dioscoreaceae. The transcript has a single exon. The coding region runs from base 1 to 327 and encodes 108 amino acids. Gene Ontology annotation, molecular function: nucleic acid binding. The record is from RefSeq and is a predicted model, not a curated record.